Daucus carota subsp. sativus is the source of this 745-nucleotide messenger RNA. RefSeq names its product calcium-binding protein CP1. The transcript has a single exon. The record is from RefSeq and is a predicted model, not a curated record. Lineage: Eukaryota; Viridiplantae; Streptophyta; Magnoliopsida; Apiales; Apiaceae. The coding region runs from base 110 to 583 and encodes 157 amino acids. Gene Ontology annotation, molecular function: calcium ion binding.
AUUUCCCUAUAUAUACCCCUCCCAUUUCUCCUCAACCUCUCACUUUAUACCCUCUCUCAAAACCCUCCUCAACUCUCUCCCAAUCUCUCCCACAUUAUCUCUCAUUACCAUGUGUCCAACAGGCAGCAACACUAGCAUCUCUUCAACCAGAAAGCCCGGCCUCCGGUCCGCAUUCGAAGUCCUCGACGUAGACCACGAUGGCAAGAUCAGCCGCGACGAUCUCUCCACAUUCUAUGCCCACAAAAUAUCACCAUCUUCAUCAGCUGAAGAUGAUGACGCCAUAGGCUCAAUGAUGACAGUGGCCGACUCCAACAAGAAUGGCUACGUGGAAUUCGAUGAGUUCGAGAAGGUUCUGCAAGGAGAUCGAAAGGAGAGGAAUAACAAGAAGAAUGGAGUGAUGGAAGAAGUUUUUAGAGUCAUGGAUAGAGAUGGAGAUGGCAAAGUGGGUCAUCAAGAUCUCAAGAGUUAUUUGAGUUUGACUGGUUUUGAGGCCUCGGAUGAUGAUAUUAAGGCUAUGAUUAGAUUGGGUGGGGGCGAUGAUGGGGUUAAUUUUGAUGGGCUUUGUAAGAUUUUGGCUGUUUGAUUUUGUCAUGUAUAGCUUGAUCAUGAAUUGAUGAUGAUGAUAAAAGGUUUUUGAGUUUUUGUGUUUUGUUUGAGUUGCAGUUCAUGGUUUUCAUGAAAAUUUUUGCACUUUUGGUGGAUGUUAAAGGCCAGGUUUUAUGAACAAUGCUUAUUUGUUGUUUGA